UCUGAGAUAUUAGUAAAGUCCUGUAGGGGAAAAAAAGCAUGAAUUUUGAUGUGAAAUAUGACUUAUUUGCUUUGUAACACUGUGAAUAAAGAAAAAUACAUCCCCCAAAUAGAAUUUAUUUCAUUUUUCCUGCAGUAGAAAUGUUGCUUAUGGUGCUGUUUGUUUGUUUUUAAGUUAAUUUUGCAUUGAACUGAUGCAACAAAAACAGACCUACUUUGACUUUAUGUUCAAUUACAUUUUUAAAAUCUUUUUUGUCUACAGCUGUUAAAAUGCACAAGCUAAAUAUGGUAAAGUAGUUCAUCAAAAAUAAAAACAGAGCCAGGCAACCUAAAGAUGCCUUUUGCUUAUUUUUUCUUCACCUUACUGUGAUUUAUGUCUAUUAUUAAAACAAGUCAAGUAGAAAAAUCCAUCUUUACAACGUGAAGCGCACCAUUUGUUCAAGUAGCACUGAGCACAUACAGAGAAUUUUCUUCUGCACUUAAUAGCAUGAUGACACGGUCAAAUUAUAACAAGGACAUAAAGAAUAAUAAUGGGUAAAUGGAUGAUAGAUGCCAGACAUCCACACACACAUAUGCAUGCUUUAAGCAUCUGUCUCUAGGUCUAUAGAUUUAACUGCAAGACAAUCUGAAGACAAAAGCAGAAUUUCUCCAUAAUGUGAACAUGUUACAUAAGCAACCAUUUUACUUUUAUGCACACCCAUAGUGUCACAUAUUAUUAAAAACCAGUUUUCAUUUCUGGAGACAUCGUACUCUUAUGAGACGUUAUACCGAAAGAUUUGUUUCACCUUUAGACCUUCAGUUGAAUCAUGUGACCGACUCUCGUGAAUCUGUUUUCUGGAAUGUUUUUCAGUUUAGGUUUAAAUCUUUUUAUCACUGAUGACAUGUUCUUCUGUGUGGGUUGACUGUCUCCACUAGGGGUCACUGUGGUGCUGGUGUCUGACACAACCAGUCUUUAACACAACCAGUUGAAGAAAAGAAAAAUACAAAAGACAUAAAGGAGCUUAUGAACAUUUUAAACUUUUGAUUCAAUAGAUGGAACAAACUCGAAUUGUCCUGAUUUGGUAAAAUGCGGACUCUUUAAUCAGACUCCACGAGAAGGAAGAGUAAGAUGAUUACAUUUUUCUCUGAUUAAACGAGUUGUUCCUGUAAGGUAACUCUGUACCAAAUGACUGAACACUCUCUGUCACCUGUGUCACAUUGUGUCUGUCUAAAACCCAUAAAGAGACCAAAUCACUCAUCUGAAUUGAUCUGAGGUAAUUGGAGGCAGAGGGAAGAGAAGUCGGUGGACCGUGCAAAAUGGACCUAACAGCUGUUACCUGUCUGCAGGUAUAAGGACACCAACAAGUUGGCUCCUUCAUGCAGGCGUCAGAGUGUGUCAGGGACGAGUUCUUCUUCACAAAUCUCAGAUUUGCUUGCUCUCGGGCAAUUUUUAACUUGUACUGAACUUGAAACUUUUAGUGUUGACCUGGUUUUCUCGUUCCUUUUGCACCUCUUUGCUCUCUGUAGAAUGUUAUCUGAGGUUGGUGUUCGCGGGACUCUUUAUCUGUCGCUCACAGUUGUGGGAGUUCCAGGUAACACUGCUGUAAUUGCUGCAUUCCUCCACCUGAUCUAUGAGGACACAGGGCUCCUCACAGCAGACGCCAUCGUCCUCCACCUGGCCUGUGUCAACCUGCUGGUGGUGACCGUACGCUGCCUCCUGGAGACCAUCGCAUCCUUCAGUCUGACCAAUGUCUUUGGAGACGUGGGCUGUAAAGCUGUAAUCUUCAUCUACAGAACAUCUCGAGCCCUCUCCAUCUGGCUCACCUUCCUCCUGAGUGCUUACCAGUGUCUCAGCAUCACCCCUCCUGGAUCGCGCUGGGCCUUCGUUCGCGCCUUAGUUGCCCAAAAUUUGGUAUUUGUGUUUCUCUUUCUCUGGGUCCUCAACACCAGCCUCAGUGCAGGAGCGAUAAUGUUCUCAGUCAGUUCCAGUAAUGGCUCCAACUUGACUAGAAGCGCCAUCAAUGCACAAUUCUGCUACGUAAACUUUCCUACAGAGCAGCUCAAAGAGACCUACGGGGCUCUGCAGGUGAGCAGAGAUGCGGUGCCCAUGGCUCUCAUGACUCUAGCCAGCCUGAUGAUACUACUCCUCCUCUACAAGCACAGCCAGCAGAUGAAGGGGCUCAGCAGCAGCAGCGGCGGUGGUGCUGGUGGUGGAGGGGCCAAGCAAAGGGCUGCCAAAGUUGUGGUGGUUCUCGUGACGAUGUACGUGGUCCUGUACGGGGUGGAUAAUGGACUGUGGGUGUACACCCUCACUUUGAAACAGACAAUGACCUCAUCUCUGAUCUCCGACCUGCGUGUGUUUUUUGCUUCUCUGUACGCAGCACUAAGCCCUCUGAUCAUCAUCGUGUCGAACAGGAAGGUGAACAGCACACUAAGGUGUGUGAGACAGGCCAGGCCUGUUGUGGGGAAGACUUCAUGUCUGUCUGCUGUGUGAGGCCUGCUGAGGUGGCCGGUUGCUCACAGGGCUGCAGGGGAAGCUGAAGCUGAGCUGAAACACCCCCUCCCACGCCUGGGUGGUGUGUUGGUCGUUCACUCAUUUCAUGUCGUCACUCGUUUUUCUGUAUUCAUUUUACAUGUAACACAAUUAUAUUCAGACAGGCUUU
This is a messenger RNA of Nothobranchius furzeri (turquoise killifish), 2641 nucleotides long. RefSeq names its product olfactory receptor class A related 2 (gene ora2). Gene Ontology annotation, molecular function: pheromone receptor activity. Gene Ontology annotation, cellular component: membrane. The record is from RefSeq and is a predicted model, not a curated record. Gene Ontology annotation, biological process: G protein-coupled receptor signaling pathway. NCBI's taxonomy places the organism in Eukaryota, Metazoa, Chordata, Actinopteri, Cyprinodontiformes, Nothobranchiidae.